GGGGAAUAACAAGAUGGAGGAAAAGGAAAGCAAAUUCGAUGCCAGAAAAAAUACACGAUUUGACUGAUAAGGCACAACAAGAAGCAUGGAUUGACAACGGCAGUUAGGUCUCUAAGUUACAUUUUGAUCAACAAUGGGCAACUCGAAGUCGACUAAGGCUGAUGUGGUGACGCAGGGGAUGCCACAGAGGGAGAGGGACCUCCAUCUGGCCGUCAUGGGCAAUGACCGCAAGAGUGUCAGCAGCCUCAUUGCACAAGGUGCUGACAUCAACUACCCCUGGAAUAACCCGACUGUCCCAAGCGUCAAGGACAGUACCACACCCCUCCUGGCUGCUGUAUCCCUGAACCAUGUGGACAUCAGUGUGAUGUUGCUGAAGGCUGGUGCUGGAAUUAACAGAACGGACAAGAGAAACUGCACCCCGCUCUACAAGGCUGCUUUCCAUGGCCGACCGGUCUUAGUGGACAUCCUUGUGCAAGCUGGUGCUGACAUUAACAAGGCGGAUCUGGAAAGCCAAACUCCGCUGUAUAUCUGUGUCCAGAACGCCAUCGUACACUCCAGCUACGCCACUGUGGAACGACUGCUUGCCGCAGGGGCAUCUGUUAACAUGGCUGACAAGUCAGGGAAGAUUCCCAUCCAUGUGGCAGCCCACUGGAAGCUGAAGGACAUGAUCCGAAUCCUGCUGAAUGCCAACAGCGACAUCAAUUCCAUGGACCUGAAGGGCCGCACUCCGCUGUACGUGUGCGUCAGUUCACUCAGCACGGGGCUGUACUUCGAGGAUCUGAAGUACCAGGUGCCGUGCAUCAAGGUGCUGUACGCAGCAGGCUGCGACAUGCUCAACCUGGUCGACUGGCUCAAGUGGAAGGGGCCGGGGAUUCCUGCAGAGAUGCUGUCCGACGACGACAACUUCCGCAGCUGGUACAAGUCGAACAUGAACUCGCCCCACACGCUGGUCAACCUAUGUCGCAAGACCAUCCAGCAGCAGGUCUGCUACCAGGAGAACAUGGUCAAGGUCAUUCCAAGGUUGCCAGUUCCUCCCAAGCUGCAGACGUACCUGUCAAGGAAGAUGUUCCAUCUGCCCAAACCUUGACUCUGCAGAUGCAAGCUGUGAUUGCACAUGUCGACAGGUGCAGUCCCUCCCUCGGGGGAGACAUGUGACUGUUGCAGGUCUUUAGAAGGGAAGGAAGUCCAAGGGGUCAGGAGUUCCUUCACCUUCUAUGACCUUUCAUCCACUCAUAUCAGUUACCCGAACUUAUGGCUUUAGAAACAAAAGUAUUAUUGAAUUUGUUGUUUCAAAUCAUCGACUGAGAAGGGACGGAUCCAAGGGUCAGGAUCUUUCCUCUUCUUUAUUGACCAAAUCAAAUAAUUUUGUUCAGUUUGACUUUCUCGAAUUCACGAUGUAGAUAAUCAGUGAUCCUGGCAUGCAUGUUUGACAAGUUGUAUAAAGGACAAUUAUCCAAAGGGGUCGGGUAGCUGUCCUUUUUAGUCAUUUAGCAUGUUGCCAAGGAUACAGAAUAUUUUUGUUAAGACCUCUGUUUCAAAUGACUUCACAAAUAACAGUGCUAUUAAACAGUGAUCUGUAAAAGCAUACAGUAUGUAGAUAAUUGUUUGAAACAGAGGUCAUGUUGAUUAUUAAAUCCCUGACAGUACAAUGAUAAUAAUAUUCUGCAAUCACAGCUUGGUAUGGCCAUGUUGAACUUGGCUACACAAGUUUCCAUAGGGCUGUAUGUUGAGACAUCUCCAUCUCAAACUUGCAUUGAAGGUAGCUGUGUUUGUAGAAACAUGUCAUGGGUGUUCUCCCACUAACUUGGGAAGUUCUCAGGCAAUCUACAUAUACUACAGGUAGUACACAGGUGAAUGUUCUUGCUAGUCAAGAAACUGUCUCAGGUUCAAUGAUUUCGCAUUGGUGCACAUUGUAUGGUGAUUCCUAUUGCCUACAGCAGUGGUAUGGGUGCAGGACUGACUGAUGCUAUAUGGUGCAUUAUCUAUCAUGCACUUUGUGUUGGAGAUGACUCAAUGUAUUCCACAGCCUUUAGUCUUAGUGUCAUAUUGUUUUGUUUUUGCUGAUUUUUGCAGAUCGCUGUCAAAUAAUUGUGAUGCAGUUCCAUUUCAGAUGUGGAUUUUGAGGGAAAGGAAUUAAUGUUUCUCCUUAAAUAUCAGUAAUUUACAAGUGAACGGUCUGUUUUUUGAGCUUCAUCA
This is a messenger RNA of Haliotis rubra (blacklip abalone), 2196 nucleotides long. RefSeq names its product ankyrin repeat, PH and SEC7 domain containing protein secG-like. The record is from RefSeq and is a predicted model, not a curated record. The transcript is spliced from 5 exons. Gene Ontology annotation, molecular function: protein binding. Gene Ontology annotation, biological process: intracellular signal transduction. Gene Ontology annotation, cellular component: nucleus; cytoplasm. Lineage: Eukaryota; Metazoa; Mollusca; Gastropoda; Lepetellida; Haliotidae. Bases 134 to 1087 code for a protein of 317 amino acids.